AUGGUCCAUGGCAAGAGAGUGGCGGAGCUCACCGGGCAGGUGGGGAAGGGCCGCGCGGCCAAAGCUACCCAGCAACAGCAGCAAGCGAUGCUGCGACGUUUGGCUGGCUCGAUGGCCCAGUCCCGGAAAAGCGUCCUCCAAGCGUGGCGUCACUGGCUGGAGGCACAGAAGACGGCAAGAAGGCGGCUGAUGCAGGGCCAUGCCCGAGCUGCCCGGCAGAUGGCGGACAAUGACCAGCCGCUGCUGAUGCUUUUGUUCCAGGGCUUCCGCAUGCUGCUCGUCGAGCGCCGCAUGCGCGUCCAAGCGGCGAAAGAGUGUGGCAUCUACAAAAAGCGUGCUGCGGGCAGAGACCGUGCUUCUGCGGAGAAGACAGCGAUGCA
Symbiodinium necroappetens is the source of this 380-nucleotide messenger RNA. The record is from the annotation of a GenBank genome assembly. Lineage: Eukaryota; Dinophyceae; Suessiales; Symbiodiniaceae.